AUGCCUUCCCUUCAAGAGAGUAAAUUGGCCUUCAUCGGCGGGGGCAACAUGGCCUCCGCCAUCAUUGGCGGCCUGGUCAACAAGGGCGUCAACAAGCAGAACAUCUGUGUCUCCGAGCCGUGGGAUGUGAACCGGGAGAAGAUGGCCGCUCUCGGAGUCCGCACCACCACUUCCAACGUCGAAGCUGGCGGUGAUGCCGACUUGAUCAUCAUCGCUGUCAAGCCCCAGGUCACCAAAGGAGUGUGCGAGGAGCUCGGCGCCGCUUGGUCCCCUCGGGCCACUCUGCCCGUUGUCGUCAGUAUCGCGGCUGGUAUCACUCUCGAUAGCUUGAAAGGAUGGCUCAAGACAAGCGACGGGCGCACUGCGCACACUGUUCGCGUGAUGCCCAACACCCCUGCGCUGGUUGGCGAGGGUGCCUCUGGUGUCUUCGCCAGCGCGGAUGUCACCGAAGCCGAGAAAGAGCUUGUUAAUGCUAUGCUCGGCAGUGUUAGCAAGGCUACCGAGUGGGUUGACCGUGAGGAGCUUCUGGAUGUUGUCACCGGUCUGUCUGGAUCUGGACCCGCUUACUUCUUCGCCAUGGUUGAGCACCUCGUUGCCAGUGCUACUGCACUGGGUCUGUCCGAGGAACAAGCCACUCGGUUGGCUACACAGACUUGCCUCGGAGCUGGCAAGAUGCUGGUCGAGAGCUCUGAUGCUCCUUCUCAGUUGCGCAAGAAUGUCACCAGCCCCAAUGGCACCACAUAUGCGGCUCUUCAGAUGUUCGAGUCCCUCAACUUCAAGGAGACUGUGGACAAGUCCGUGCAGGCUGCCACCUCCCGCGCUGCGGAGCUCGGGAACACGCUUGCCAAAUAA
Penicillium olsonii is the source of this 852-nucleotide messenger RNA. NCBI's taxonomy places the organism in Eukaryota, Fungi, Ascomycota, Eurotiomycetes, Eurotiales, Aspergillaceae. The record is from the annotation of a GenBank genome assembly.